This is a messenger RNA of Fonsecaea erecta, 3918 nucleotides long. RefSeq lists its product as hypothetical. Lineage: Eukaryota; Fungi; Ascomycota; Eurotiomycetes; Chaetothyriales; Herpotrichiellaceae. Gene Ontology annotation, molecular function: double-stranded telomeric DNA binding; single-stranded telomeric DNA binding; G-quadruplex DNA binding. The transcript has a single exon. Gene Ontology annotation, biological process: double-strand break repair; telomere maintenance via recombination; chromosome organization involved in meiotic cell cycle. The record is from RefSeq and is a predicted model, not a curated record. Bases 1 to 3918 code for a protein of 1305 amino acids. Gene Ontology annotation, cellular component: condensed nuclear chromosome; nucleus; Mre11 complex.
AUGUCCCGGCUUCAUGUGUUGAAGAUCUGCGGCAUUCGUUCGUUCGACAACAACCAGGAACAACAUAUCAAGUUUGAAACCCCGCUAACCCUCAUCGUGGGCCAAAAUGGCUCAGGAAAGACUACCAUCAUCGAGUGCCUCAAGUUUGCCUUCACCGGUAUGCAACCUCCCAACACGAAAGUGGGAGGUGCCUUCGUCCAUGACCCCAAAUUGAACGGUGACAGCCAGGUCAAGGCGUCGGUCCAAGUUUCCUUCAAGUCGGCCAGUGGAGCGGCGCUAACUGUUUCUCGGCGGCUGGAACUCAACGUCAAAAAGACCACACGUUCCUUGAAGACGUUGGAAUGCUCGUUGGUCGUGAGCAGGCGCGGCGAGAGAACUGUCAUGUCAUCCCGGGUGGCCGAACUGGAUUUGAUCCUUCCAGAAUAUCUCGGUGUCUCCACCGCCAUCAUUGACAAUGUCAUCUUUUGCCAUCAAGAUGAAAGUUACUGGCCUCUGAGUGAUCCCACCACCCUAAAAAAGAAAUUCGAUGAGAUCUUUGAGGCACAAAAGUAUACAAAGGCAAUCGAGAACAUCAAGCAGAUCCGGAAGAAGCACAAUGAGGAAUUAGGCAAGUACAAAAUCUUGGAGGAGCACGCGAAAUUGGACAAGGAUCGAGCCCUCAAAGCCCAAAAGAGAAAAGAAGCUCUUUCAGAUGAGAUAGAGACACUCCGGAAGAAAAGUGAGGAACUGGAGAAAAGGAUAUCUCACGCUCGUCGGAUGGCAGACGAGACUUGGAGGAAGGGCGAAGAAUAUUCGAAGAUCCUCGGCGCGCUGGAAGGGAAACGGAUCGAGGCCCAAGGCAGACAAUCUACCAUCAACGAUCUCAAGCUCCACUUGGUGGAAGUUGCUGAGACUGACGAGUGGCUACAAACGACCUUGUCACAAUUCCAAACCCGACAAGAGGAGCUAGCGGCCGAGCUGAGUCGGGAGCAAGAGGCAUACAUCGAGCAACAAGACCAGAUGAAAUUUCUGGGUCAACAGCGAGAGGAGAAGGUGAAGUUAAAGGGCAAGUACGAACAAGAGAAGGAGGCACACGAGCGUCACCUUGAAAGACGCAAACAGAUGGUGAGAGAAGCUGCAGCGAAACAUCAAAUGCGGGAGUACGAGUACUUGGACGAUGACACCCAGGUCGAAGACUUUCUGGCCAAAAUCAAGAAGAUCUCCAAACAUCAAAAAGAAAGUCUUGAUCGGGUUAAGCUCGAACACACCGCGCAGCGACGGGACGCGCAGACUCUGAUCAACAAACUGACCGAGCGAAAGUCGGCCCUUCAGGAACAAAGAGCCACUGCAAGAAGACAGAUGGACUCGAAUGACCGCGAAGCUGCAGAGUUUCAGAGGAGAGUUAAUCAGAUCACGGCCGAUGAGGGCAGCAAGGCAGUAGCUGAGUCGCGUAUUGACGAUCUUCAAAAAGAACUGCAAAAGACACGUGAGGCUGCGGAAGCGGCCGACUGGGACAGGAAGAUCCAGAGCGCAAAUACAGAGCUCCGAGGGUUCGAGGACGUGAGCUCCAGACUGAGGGAUGAAAUGGUUCGAUCCUCAAACAAGGCACAGGAGCUCGCGAAAUUGUCUUACUCGAAGCAAGCCUUGAAGGACCAACAGAAGCGGCUUGACACCUUGCUAAAUGCUCACAGUGACCGGAUCACAGUUCUCCUUGGCAAUGGAACAUGGUCUGCUGAUACGAUCGAAGAAGCUCACCAGGACAACCUCAGAAGCGCAUCAAAUGAAGUUUUGGCGGCUGAACGAGAAAGAGAUUCGAUCAACAGAGAGUUGGAACAGCUUCAAUUUAAGCAGAAAACCGUGCGCAAAGACCUCUCGGGCAAGGAGAGCGAGGUCAAGAUGUGUGAACAACAACUCCGCGCUGUUAUCGAAGACGGCCCCGAGGGCUAUGAAGAAGCACUGAAACAAGCAGAAGAAAACGUCAAAGAAGCCAGAGAGAACAGCUCAGGUUUCAGCGGUCUUCACGAUUACUACCAGCAAGUCCUCGACGCCUGUUCGGGAGACAAGCCAGCGUGUCGCACUUGUAUGCGGGGUUUCACAGCCGGCAGUAAAACAUUAGCGGAUUUUCGAGAGCGUAUCAACAAGUUGAUUGCGAAGACGAAGGCGCACGCAGAACAGUCCGACCCUGAAGCGGCGGAAGUAGAAUACAAGCGUGUUCUAGAUCUUGGUGUUGUUCAUCAAACCUGGAAGAAGCUCGUUGACUCUGAAAUUCCAGCUGCUACGCGCGAGACGGCUGAUCUGGAUGCUCAGCGACAGGCUCUGUUGGCCAAGUUGGAGAAUCAUGACAAGAACGUGGUCCAAAAGCAGCAGGUCAAGCGUGAUAUCGAGUCCAUCGGUCAAAUUGUCUCUUCAAUCAGUAAAUGUGACAUCGAAAUUAAAUCGCUGACCACCCAGGUGGAGGAAUUGUCUGCCAAACAGAGCCAACAAAGCAAUACACGGACAUUGGAAGAGAUUCAAGAGGAGUUGAGUUCAACUGACCAAAAUGCUCGAGGAAUGCAAAAUGCCAUCGACCGACUGAGAACCGAGCAAGAGCAAUCUCGAGCCGGCAUCUCCAGCAUGGAGCUUGAGCUACGCGACCUGAAAAGCGUAUUGAAUGAUAUUAUAUUCCAGCUUGACAAGAAAGCUGCGCUCGCGGCCCGGGUGGAGGAAUUCCGAGCAAACAACCAAAAGCAGCAAGAGAUCAUGGAGAAUCUCAUCGAGGAAAUCGAGAAGCUAGACCCUCAGAUUGCGACUGCCCAGGCCAAAUACGAGGAUGUUGAUCAGCGUGCAACUGCCAGAGAACGCGAAAUGUCAGAAGAACUCUCCAGCUUGAGCGACACGGUCAACAACCUGGAUCUCCUCAACGACCAGAUCCAGGCCUACGUGGUCCGUGACGGGCCAAAUCAACUGGGGCGUGUCAACCGGGAACUCAAGAGUCUGGAGCAGGAGCUGGAGAAUCUCCAGAGCGAGCAAAGCCGACUUACGCGCGAAAUCAACAAAACCAAUGAACGCAUCCGGGAUGGUGAGUCUACACGGAGACGGUAUUCUGACAAUCUUCGAUUUCGACAAGAGAGCCGGGCUCUUGCACGCCUGCAAAAGGAAAUUGAGGAGCUUGAAGGACAUAACGCCGAAGUUGACCGCGACCGAUUCCAGCAGGAAUCACAAAAGUACAGCAUGGAAUACAACAGACUCUCCACGCUCCAAGGCGGUCUCAUGGGUGAAGUCAAGUCUAAGGAUAAUCAGCUCUCGGAAAUCCUGGAGGACUACAAGACGGAUCUGAAGGACGCCCCGCAACGGUACAAGGAAGCUCACAUCAAGGUAGAGGCAACCAAAGCGGCUGUAGAAGAUCUUGGACGAUAUGGGGGAGCUUUGGACAAGGCAAUCAUGAAAUACCACAGCCUCAAAAUGGAGGAGAUCAACACCAUCAUUGAGGAGCUGUGGCGCAAGACGUACCGUGGCACUGAUGUGGACACAAUCCUGAUUCGAGCGGAGAAUGAGUCGGGGAGAGGCAAUCGAUCGUACAACUAUCGGGUGGUUAUGGUCAAGAGAGGUGCAGAAAUGGACAUGCGAGGCCGCUGCAGUGCCGGCCAGAAAGUCCUCGCAAGCAUCAUCAUCCGUCUCGCCCUGGCGGAGGUGUUCAGCACACACUGCGGACUGAUUGCGCUGGAUGAGCCCACCACGAAUCUCGACCGCGACAACAUCGAAAGUCUCGCCCAGUCGCUGAAGGAGAUCAUCGAGUACCGACAGCAACAGUCCAACUUUCAGCUCGUGGUGAUCACCCACGACGAAGACUUUUUGCGACAAAUGGAAUGUUCAAAAUUCACGGGGACCUAUUACCGAGUGUCGCGAGACUCGGCCCAAAACUCGAUCAUCGAGCGACAAAGCAUCGCAGAAGUUCUGUGA